Molecule: messenger RNA, 1672 nt
Organism: Oncorhynchus mykiss (rainbow trout)
Lineage: Eukaryota; Metazoa; Chordata; Actinopteri; Salmoniformes; Salmonidae
Product: signal recognition particle 14 kDa protein
Biological process (GO): SRP-dependent cotranslational protein targeting to membrane
Cellular component (GO): signal recognition particle, endoplasmic reticulum targeting
Molecular function (GO): endoplasmic reticulum signal sequence receptor activity; 7S RNA binding
Source: RefSeq, a predicted model, not a curated record
UGGCGGUAACGUAAAUUAUUCAGCGUGUACUUUGUAAGUUGAAAGGUCACGGAGCAGAAUUUCAUGUUGUAGUACGUGUGCUUCUGACGGGCUAGCCAGCUAGCUGAAGUUACAGAAUUGCAGUGGGAAUCAUGGUACUACUUGAAAACGACUCGUUUUUGACGGAGCUGACACGGUUGUUCCAGAAAUGCAGGACCACAGGCAGUGUUGCCAUCACGUUAAAGAAAUAUGACGGGAGAACCAAACCAGUCCCCAGAAAAGGCCACCCAGAGAGUUAUGAACCAGCAGACAACAAGUGUCUACUCAGAGCGUCAGACGGCAAGAAGAAAAUCAGCACAGUGGUUAGCACCAAAGAAGUAAUCAAGUUCCAGAUGGCAUACUCUAACCUCCUGAGAGCACAUAUGGACGGCCUUAAGAAGAAAGACAAGAAAAGCAAAAGCAAGAAAACCAAAGCCACCCAAUGAGCAACAGACUCUUUCAUAGCAUACUGGCGGAACCCAGACUUGCCUGUACCACCUCCUAGACACUCUUAACUAUCAUCUCUACCCCCAUCCUUCCUGCUGCUGGCUGCGGCCCACAAUCUUCCACCUGGGGACUGCUUUGACAUCAUGCCAUUGUUUACACAGCAGUGUCUCAUCCCUGGCCAGUGAAUGGUAUCGGUCUAUAAGGAUGAAGGGAGAGCUGAGGAGUUUAACACUCAGAGAGGAUACUAUAAGUGAGCUGCCUUUUUAGAUCAACCCCCCCACCCCAAUGUCAACAUCUCUGGCCUGGAUCCAAGUUACACAGAGAGCUGCAUCGUUUAUGUAGUCACGGAAAGGAUGGAGCGUGUUGAUAAAAUGCCUUUCAAAUCGUUUUCAUUUUAACUACUACCUAUUUAGUCAGUUCGGUUUGCAUGCAUCAAUUCGAUUACAUGUUCACUAAAGUUCUGAUUUACUUUCCAACCGGACCUUGUCUUAACCAUUUAUGGAUAGAUGAUUAAAUGUGUAACUAUAUACUAACUACGAGUGAAGCUGCCACAUAUAUUUGUUAGGGUUGGGGCUGAAUGUUUUUUUUGCCAUUCGGAAAAUGUUAGAUUAUUAUAUUUUACGGUGGAAAGUGAGAUACAGAAUUGUUUUUGUUUUUACUUAAGAAGUUCCUUAUUGGUCCAAUUAGUUCUUCGUCACUCAUGUGUCCACUUAAUGAAGGUGGUAAAUUCAUAGUUGUAAGCUAAGCUGUAAAGCGAGGAUCCAAAAGUUAGCUGACACAUUGUAAGGCCUUUAUUGUACUGUUGGAUUAUCAAUUCAAAUGCAGAAAAGCUGUAGCCUCUUAAUUUGUAGGAUGUAUUUGCCAUCUGAUGGAAGAUUGAGUGAGGGGGAAAGUAUUUAGAAACUUCUGAAUAAUAUAGUAUAUUUACUGGUGGCUGAAAGGCAUAUUUGAUUUAUGGAUACAGAGAGAACCUUGUACUUGAUAAAUUUAGUUUUUAAUCAACAGGCUUGGUUUUCCUUACUGGGUGUAAACCUAACCAUGAUAAUUAUCAUUAAGGAUUAUAAUUACUUUCCAGUGAAUGACACACAGCUGCAGCUUUUAACACACAUGUCAGAUGAAUGAUGUCAUGUCAUCGUUUAUCACAAUGUCAUUGAGCAAUACAAAUUGUUACUGUAAAAUGAGAAAUAAAGUGCUUUGUUGGAAUAAA